Messenger RNA from Penicillium olsonii, 321 nucleotides. The record is from the annotation of a GenBank genome assembly. Lineage: Eukaryota; Fungi; Ascomycota; Eurotiomycetes; Eurotiales; Aspergillaceae.
AUGCUGCCCACGCGUGCUCUCCUGGCCUCAGCAAGGCUGACCCUAUUUACUCGUGCAGGCUGUGGCCUGUGCGACACUGCCAAAAAUACCGUUCUGCAAUUCCAGAAACGAAGAUCCUUCGAAUACGUUGAGAAGGAUAUCAUGGCCCCGGGGAAUGAAUCAUGGAGGGAGGUCUAUGACUUUGAUGUUCCUGUCUUGCAUGUCCAAUCUGUGCAAGAUGGAAUGCCCAUACAGGCUGAUCUCUCGGACGCACGCAAAUUGUUCCACCGAUGGACAGAGGAAGAAGUGGCGCGAUCAGUAGAUGCGGCAGAGCACGAAUAA